Epithele typhae is the source of this 615-nucleotide messenger RNA. RefSeq names its product cleavage and polyadenylation specific factor 5. Gene Ontology annotation, molecular function: mRNA binding. The record is from RefSeq and is a predicted model, not a curated record. NCBI's taxonomy places the organism in Eukaryota, Fungi, Basidiomycota, Agaricomycetes, Polyporales, Epitheliaceae. Gene Ontology annotation, cellular component: mRNA cleavage factor complex. The coding region runs from base 1 to 615 and encodes 204 amino acids. The transcript is spliced from 8 exons.
AUGUCUAACACCAUUGCCCUCUAUCCUCUCUCCAACUUCACCUUCAGUACGAAGGAGGCGCAGCCGGAGGAGGACCCGUCCGUGUCCGCGCGUCUUCAGCGUCUGCAAAACAACUAUGAGGACUUCGGUAUGCGACGGACAGUAGAGGGAAUUCUGGUCGUGCACGACCACGGCCACCCGCAUAUACUCAUGCUCCAGAUUGCAAACGCGUUUUUCAAGCUCCCUGGCGACUACCUGAAGCCUGGUGAGGAUGAAAUCGAGGGGCUGAAGAGGCGUUUGGACGAGCGACUGGCGCCACCCACGGAUUCCCGGCAGUUCAACUCGUCGCACGGGGUGGACAAUGAGUGGGAGAUUGGUGAUUGCUUGGCGCAGUGGUGGAGACCGAACUUCGAAACUUUCAUGUACCCAUUCAUCCCUGCACACAUCACCAAGCCAAAGGAAUGCAAGAAGUUGUUCUUGGUGCAGAUGCCCGAGCGGAAGGUUCUCGCCGUCCCUAAGAACAUGAAGCUACUGGCCAUCCCGCUGUUCGAGCUGUACGACAAUGCUGCGCGGUACGGGCCUCAGCUGUCUGCUAUCCCUCACCUUCUAUCUCGCUACGACUUCAUUUACCAGUAG